CGUUCGUCCUUCACUGACAUGUGUCCUCCGCUUGUUUUGUUACGAAAGGUUUGGGAGUUUCACGGAUUUAGUCUUUUCUUCGACUGAGACAUCCACAGACAUUAAAAGGUAACACCGCCAGAGACUGAUGCCAAGACACCUGUUGGCGCAGUGUAUUGAUGAAGAAUGGCAGCUGCUUCUCCCCAUGACCGCAGCAGGAAGGACGAUGAAGACGACCCCGUUGAGCAGAUGAUUUCCCGCACCGGCUGUGCCGAGCUGCACUACGCAGUGCAGGAGUGCAUGGCCGAACACCAGGACUGGCGGGCGUGCCGGAACCAGGUCCAGACUUUCAAAGACUGCAUGAUGAGUUUCCAGAAAGCUCGGAAACAACAGCUGUUGAAGCAGCUGCCUACCUCGUCUCCCAGCUGAACCCAGGAGAGAUACCUGCUCAUCCAUCCAGUGGGAUGUGUUCAGAGAAACUAUUUAUGUGUUCAUAUUAAAAUGAAAGUUUGUGCAGCAAUGUACGUUCCUGAAAUGAGUGAUCAAUUCUACCUAUUAAUAAGAGGUUUCUGUUUGUAUGUUGUUUAAAAAAAAAAAUGUAUAUAAACCAAGUGAAGUACUAAACUAUUUGUCUUCAUUUAAAAAAAGUUGGCAUUAAAAAUCUGAAUUUUUAAA
This is a messenger RNA of Salarias fasciatus (jewelled blenny), 654 nucleotides long. It is a transcript of the gene coa4, whose product is annotated as cytochrome c oxidase assembly factor 4 homolog. The transcript has 2 exons. Gene Ontology annotation, cellular component: mitochondrial intermembrane space. Gene Ontology annotation, biological process: mitochondrial respiratory chain complex IV assembly. The record is from RefSeq and is a predicted model, not a curated record. Lineage: Eukaryota; Metazoa; Chordata; Actinopteri; Blenniiformes; Blenniidae. Bases 166 to 408 code for a protein of 80 amino acids.